Messenger RNA from Diatraea saccharalis (sugarcane borer), 2433 nucleotides. Lineage: Eukaryota; Metazoa; Arthropoda; Insecta; Lepidoptera; Crambidae. The record is from the annotation of a GenBank genome assembly.
GAACGACAUUACAACACUAGCGUUUAUUGGAAUCAUAUGUUCAUUUCCGCGAUGUGAUUGACCGAACUUAAUAUACGAAAAACAAAACUUUAUAAGUUUGCUCAUCGGCAAUCGGUAUUUUUUAUUUUCAUCGAUUCCUAAUUAAUUCUUUGACUUUUACAGGUCCGCAAAACAAGUGCACGAAUGACUGCCAUAAAGGAGUAUCCUUUUGAUCUGAGCGAUCUCCAGAAUCAAAAUAAGGAAGAGGAGAAACGAAAGACGUCGCAACUGUCAGCGGCGCCAGAUCCCGUAGCUGUCCGUUCACCCACACCAGACGGCAAAAGAAAAGUCUCCAUCAUGGCUGACGAGUCCAGUAAGGAUAGAGAGAAUCUACCUUCCGAAAACAGGAAUGGCCGUAUUUCACAGCAAGCGGAAGGUCCAUCGCGACGCAAGAGCAACCUACACAAUGCCAUGGCAGCGGAAAUGGAUAAUUCAUGGGACCGACCAACGCACAUCGAAGGUAGAUACAAGAAAUACUCAACCACUUCAUCCAUAUACUCGAAAAAAGCAUUUUCUCAGCAAAGCGAACACGUUGAAAGAUCCUGGUGGUACGCCUGCUGCGCUAAGUGCCAUCAAGAAGAAUCCGGAAUUCCAUCUUGGGAGCCACGUCACUGGCAGAAAAUAUGCCCUUAUCCGCUAUGUCCUUCAUAUCGGCAAUUUGCGCAGACUCUAUCAAUUUUUAUCAUAGGUAUUCUGGUGUGGAUGCUAGUAUGGAUAAUCAUGGGAGAUACAGUAGCCCCGGGUGGGCAGCUGUUCACUCUUGCCGCUUUGACAAUCGCAGCACAUUUCGGAGGGUGGUUAAUGGUGAAGGUCACCACUCUGCCUCAAUUGAUAGGAAUGUUAAUAGUAGGGCUAGUACUCAAGAACAUAGGCUUCGUAAAUUUUGACGAACACUACAUGAAAGUCUGCUCUUAUAUCAGAAAAAUCGCUUUAACUAUCAUCUUAACACGAGCUGGUCUGGAUCUGGACCCGCAUGCCAUGAGAAAAUUCUUCUUGACUGUCAUAAAGCUCGCCUUGGUACCUUGGACAUUCGAGUGCGUUCUCUGCGCUGUUUUAGCUCAUUUCUUUUUAGGCUUACCUUGGGAUUGGGCUUUCCUUCUGGGCUCAAUAAUAGCCGCCGUAUCACCAGCAGUAAUCGUGCCAUGCCUGUUCCGGUUGCGUGGAAAAGGCUAUGGUGUCUCCAAGGGCAUUCCCACUUUGGUACUCGCAGUCUCCGGAAUCGACGAUGCUGCUAGUGUCGCCGUAUUCGGAAUUGUUUCCUCUAUUAUGUUUUCAACAUCAUCGCUCACAAUGAAUUUAAUCCAGGGGCCACUCAGUAUUGUCGUGGGCAUAGCGGUUGGUGUUCUAUGUGGUUAUCUUCUAAAGUUCGUACCGGAACGAAACGACGCAUUUCUGGUACCACUUCGAGUAUUGUUGCUGCUCACCGGAGGCUUGUUCUUUGUGCUUGGUUCCGAAGAAGUUGGCUGGGGUGGUGCUGGUCCAUUAGCAGUUAUCGCAUUUGCUUUCGUGGCGUGUAAGAACUGGGCUGAACUCGGCUGGGAGUUGGAGGAUAAUCCUGUAGCGACAGCUUUCGAGAUAUUCUGGAUGUUCUUCGAGCCAAUGCUGUUCUCAGUCACGGGAGCUCAAAUUGUUAUAGCGGAGCUGCCACUUAGGUUAGUACUGAUUGGGAGUGGGAUUUUAGUGGCUUGUGCAAUACUCCGUACCAUAGUAACAAGCGUGAGCGCAGUACGCAGCAAUCUCAACACCAAGGAGAAGAUAUUUGUUGGCCUCGCUUGGAUGGCUAAAGCUACUGUACAGGCUGCUUUAGGACCAGUGGCCAUAGACGAGGUCGGCAAGAUGACCGGCAUAGACGCCACAACACUGGAAAUGCUUAGAGGUUACGCAGAGAUUGUGUCGACGGUGUGCAUCAUGUCUAUUGUUAUAACAGCUCCGAUCGGUGCCAUUAUCAUCACGAUUACUGGACCACGGCUGCUAUCUAAGACAACGAAACCGCCUGUACUCGAAGGCUGGCGCCGUUCUCAUCGGCCAUCAAUCCGUGACAUAUCAAUCAUCGACGAAGAAGAGACUACGGAACGGGACGCGGAAGCUAGCCACCAGUCACCGCCUGCGUCGCCCGUGCCCUCACAUCCACCGACCGCCUUCAGCACCCCCACUCCCAUUACUGUGCAACCCAACAAACUUACUUGAUUACAAAAACAUCCUCUGCGAUCGUCAGAUCUUAUUCUUCCGCUCAAUGCCCACUAUACAUUUUCGAUUACAACUAAUCGCUUCUGGGGGCCUCCCAACCAUAGUCAUGGAAAUGAGAUGUUCAUUUUAUUUUUUGACAGUCGCUUACAAAGAGCAUCACUGUCAAAAAUAAUUAGCUUCAAGCAGCGAAAAUCAUCAGAUGAUCAU